Molecule: messenger RNA, 3103 nt
Organism: Ziziphus jujuba (common jujube)
Lineage: Eukaryota; Viridiplantae; Streptophyta; Magnoliopsida; Rosales; Rhamnaceae
Product: probable LRR receptor-like serine/threonine-protein kinase At1g74360
Exons: 2
Coding region: 308-2602 (764 amino acids)
Molecular function (GO): protein binding
Source: RefSeq, a predicted model, not a curated record
UUGCCCCUGCCAAACACAAAAUUGAACCGCAAUAUAUUUUUUCCAUCUUUAUUUUAAUGUGUCAUAACAACACAAAAAAUAAGUUAAUAUAUAAAUUUCUUGAAUAAACCAAACUCUAUUUUUAAAUGAGUAACAGAAAAUUCAUGAAAUAACACCACUAAGCAAUCUAAUUUUUCAACAUAUAAUACUAUAACAUACAAACCCAACUAAUAUUAGUUGUAUUAAAAUUCCAACCUUCUUGACAUACUUUUGAUUUUUGAUUCUUCUUCAUAAGAGUUGAACAGCUGAACCAGUUUUGUCAAGGACAAUGCUUCAUGGAGGAUUGGAAUUAUCUUUCUUCGCCAUCCUGAUUGUAGGUAUUACUGCAGCUGCAGAUUCUCUGGACAAAGACAGAGAAGUUCUCCUGAACCUUAAAGAAUUUCUACAACAACACAACCGCAUAAACCAAGGAAGAUACUCAGAGUGGAACCAGCACACCUCCAAUCCAUGUCAAUGGCCUGGAAUUUCCUGCAAUGGCAACAGGGUCACUUCUGUUGUACUUUCUGAAAACUGUAUCUCCGGCCAGAUAUUUGCAAACUUCUCGGCUCUCACCGCACUUUCACACCUUGACCUUUCCAAGAACACACUAGGUGGACCCAUCCCACAAGACCUGAACCAGUGCAAGAGUCUCAGGUACCUCAAUCUGUCACAUAAUAUCAUUGAUGGGAAAUUGAACUUAUCUGGGUUGAAUCAGUUGGAAGUGCUUGAUUUGUCUGUCAAUAGGAUUAAUGAUGAUAUUCAGUUGAGUUUUCCCGGAAUAUGUGACAAACUGGUUGUCGCAAACUUAUCUGCAAAUAAUUUUACUGGUACGAUUGACAAAUGCUUUGAUGAAUGCUUGAAUUUGCAGUACUUGGAUUUGAGUACUAAUUCAUUAUCUGGGAAUUUAUGGGGUGGGUUUGUGAGGCUCACUGAAUUUUCAGCCUCUGAAAACAAACUUUAUGGUAAUAUUUUACCAUCCAUUUUUAGUCAGAAUUGUAGCCUGCAAGUUUUGGACCUGUCAGAGAAUGGAUUUGUUGGUGAAGUUCCAAGAGAAAUUUCUAACUUUCAAAAUUUGGUUACUUUGGAUCUGUGGGGAAACAGUCUUAGUGGACGAAUUCCAUCUGAGAUUGGAAGAAUUUCAAGCUUGCAAACAUUGUUCUUGGGGAAAAACAACUUUUCCAGAGACAUUCCAGAAUCACUUUUGGACUUGAACAAAUUGGAAGUCUUGGACUUGAGCUGGAACAGAUUUGGAGGAAGUAUACAGGACAUCCUUGGGAAAUUCAAGAAUGUGAAGUCUCUAGGAUUGCAAGGAAAUUUAUAUAGUGGUGGAAUAGAUACUUCAGGAAUUCUCAACCUGCCAAACAUUUUCUGGUUUGAUCUGAGUUUCAACAGCUUUUCUGGUUCUUUACCAGUAGAAAUCUCUAAAAUGCCGAGCUUGGAGUUCUUGAUCCUUGCUUACAACCAAUUUAGUGGAACAAUACCACCAGAGUAUGGAAACCUUCCGAACCUCCAAGCACUAGACCUCUCCUUCAACAAGCUAACAGGACCAAUCCCACCUGCUCUUGGAAACUUGACCUCUCUUCUUUGGUUGAUGCUUGCCAACAACAAGUUAACAGGUCAAAUUCCACCGGAAUUAGGAAAUUGCAGCAGCUUAUUAUGGUUUAAUCUUGCGAGAAACAAGCUGUCCGGAAACUUCCCUUCUGAACUGACCAACAUUGGAAGGAAUGCUACACCAGUAUUUGAAUCAAACAGGCAAAAGAAUGACCAAGUUGUUUCCGGUUUUGGCGAGUGCUUAGCUAUGAAAAGAUGGAUUCCUGGAGAUUACCCUCCAUUUAGUUUUGUGUAUAGCACACUCACUAGAAGAACUUGUAGGAGUGUAUGGAACAAAUUGUUUGAAGGGAUCAGCAAUAUUGACUCUGCGUGUGCUUCUAGUUCAGCCGCCAUUCCAGUUUUAGGACAUGUUCAACUAAGUGAGAAUAAUCUUUCUGGUGAAGUACCUCAAGAUAUUGGAAAAAUGCAGAGUUUCAGUAUGUUACAUUUUGGUCUCAAUAAAUUCUAUGGGAAAUUCCCUCCUGAGGUAGGAAAGUUGCCACUUGCAGUCCUUAACAUUUCUAUGAACAAAUUUUCAGGUAAUAUUCCUAUCGAAAUCGGGAAUCUAACAUCCUUGAGGAGUCUUGAUCUGUCUUGCAAUAAUUUUUCUGGUACCUUUCCUGAUAGCUUGACCAACUUGAGCAAGCUGAACGUGUUCAAUGUCUCAUACAAUCCAUUCCUGUAUGGUAGAAUUCCUAGUACCGGGCAGUUGACGACUUUUGGUAAAGAUUCUUACCUUGGUGAUCCCCUUUUAGACAUUCCAGGAUUUGAGCCUAAUCCUAAAAUUGUUGAUGAAAACCCCUCAAAUUUAGAGCCCAUAAAACCAAAUGAAAACCCCAAAAAGCUCACAAAGUUAACCUCAUUUUGGGUGUUUGUAGGCCUUACAGCAGCUUUCUUUCACAUUGUUUCUUUUUACCUCUCUUACACUUACUUUCCAAGAAGGUGCUUCAACUUUUUCGGUUUUGCAACUCCUAAUUGUUAUAAGUAUUUUUAGAUUUUUUUUCCCCCCUCUUUUUUGGUAACUACGUAACUAUGUAGUGUUACCAAAACAAAAACUACAAAACUAUGUAGAGAAAUGAAAUUCCUAUCUUUGCAUUGCAAAUGAUUUGGUUGGAUUGUUGAAAGAGAAAAUUGCUUCUAGUCUUGCAAGUUGCAAUCAGAAUUAAAGCUACUUGGAGUCACCUUAAAUCAUAUCAAAAAUUAGAAUUGGGGGAUUGACAUGUGGAUCAAAUUGAGCUACUUUAGCUUGAUUCCCACCAUGAUAAAGUCAACUGAGCUUACCUCUUUCCAUCCAUGUUAUUGAAGGCUACUUGGCCUACACAUGUACUUUUAGAAUUAUAUGUUCUAAAACAAAUUUGAAUUAUUUUUUUUAUUGUAAAAUUAUAAGUUGAAUUCAUUUAUAUCAAGAUAUAUUGUAAGUAUUUUUAAUGUGUUGCUUAUGGUGUGAUAAUUUGAACUGAUGGGUGAUAAUGAAGAAUUUUUAUUUUUAUUUUUA